Messenger RNA from Notodromas monacha, 3322 nucleotides. NCBI's taxonomy places the organism in Eukaryota, Metazoa, Arthropoda, Ostracoda, Podocopida, Cyprididae. The record is from the annotation of a GenBank genome assembly.
UUUAAUUUCAGACUUCGUAAUGACUCUAAGGCCGAAUCACUUAUUUUCCGAUUCCAUCCUGAAACAUGUAUUGCCUUGUGCUUCUUGCCACGAACGAAAAGAUCAUGGAGAAGGCCUCGGACUUCGAAGAGCUGAUCCUGUUCGCCUACGUGAGAUAUUUGAAAAGUAUGCGACUGUGAAUGAAGAUGGAGAACUUUACAUGAAAGCUGAUGUAUUCGUCCGAGAUUAUCUUGGAUUACACAAGGAUGAAGAUUACAAUCCGAAUGCCGUAAAGCUUAUCGCCGGGGUGGUUGAUACCAGCAAAGAUGGACUUGUUUCGUUCAUGGAGUUCCAAGCUUUCGAAGCUCUUCUGUGCUCCCCCGACGCUUUAUACCGCACGGCAUUUCAAAUGUUCGACACGCAUGGUAACGGAGUGGUUUCAUUUCAAGAGUUUUCGGACGUCAUCAAGAAAACGGAGUUAUAUCAAAAAGUUCCGUUUAACCUUGAUUCUGACCUUGUCAAGCUUUACUUCGGUAAAGAGAAGAACAAGUUGGUGUCUUUUGCCGAGUUCUCCCAGUUCUUGCACGACUACCAUGAAGAGCAUGCUGUGCAAGCGUUCAAGCGCUCUGACAAGAAAGAAGUGGGAUUUAUAUCAGCCUUGGAUUUCUACAAUAUCAUGGUUUCUGUGAAAAGUCAUUUACUGACACCAUGCGUGAAAGAUAAUCUGGUGGCGGUCGCCGGUGGUCAGCAAGUUUCUUUCCCGUUCUUCGUUGCCUUCAAUUCCCUGUUGGGAAAUAUGGAGUUGGCCAAGCGAGUCUUCUUGAAUGCGACGGGAAAUGAUAAAACGGCUGAUGUAUCCAGGGAGGAUUUUAUUAGAUCUGCCCAAAUGAUGUCUCAAAUCACUCCCCUCGAAAUUGAUAUCUUAUUCAAGCUGGUGCAACUGACGCAGCAAGACACUCGAAUGCAGUUUUCGGAUCUGGAAUCCAUGACUCCUGAGCAAUACAUGAAGAAGAUAACUAGUUUUACUUUGACGGAAGUCAAAGCUGUUUCCAGUCCGGAAGAGCGCGGAGUAAUGAUUGAAGUUUUGGAGAGCGCUUACCGAUUUACGCUGGGAGCGAUUGCCGGCUCCGUCGGAGCUACAGCUGUGUACCCCAUUGAUCUGGUGAAGACUCGAUUGCAGAACCAACGGUCUGUUUCAUUCAUAGGAGAACUUAUGUACAAAAAUUCAUGGGAUUGUUUGAAGAAAGUUAUUCGACAUGAAGGAUUUGUUGGCUUGUACCGGGGCUUGGUGCCACAGCUCGUGGGAGUUGCCCCGGAGAAAGCCAUCAAACUCACGAUGAACGAUUUCGUGAGGGAUAAGUUCACGGAUCAUAAGACGAAAAAGAUAGCUUUGUCUGCAGAAAUGUUUGCUGGUGGUUGUGCUGGUGGUUCUCAAGUUGUUUUUACGAAUCCGCUGGAAAUCGUCAAGAUCAGGCUGCAAGUGGCUGGAGAACUUGCAUCUACGUCCCAAAUUUCGGCCGUCCAAGUUUUGAAAGAACUCGGUUUCUUUGGUUUAUAUAAGGGUGCCAGAGCUUGUUUUCUUCGGGAUAUACCCUUCUCGGCUAUUUAUUUCCCUGUUUACGCUCACUCUAAAAAGAAACUGUCUGAUGAGAAUGGUUACAACAGCCCUUGGACUUUGCUGGUUGCAGGUGCGAUCGGCGGUGUACCAGCUGCGUCUCUCACCACUCCGGCGGAUGUCAUCAAGACUCGUCUGCAGGUGGCUGCCAGAGCAGGGCAAACGACGUACAGUGGUGUUUUCGACGCCGCUAAGAAAAUCUGGAAGGAGGAAGGGUUUGGUGCCUUUUGGAAAGGAGCUCCUGCACGAGUCUUGAGAUCUUCACCUCAAUUUGGCGUGACGCUGUUGACUUACGAGGUUCUCCAGAGAGCUUUCUACGUCGAUUUCGGUGGCAUGCGACCGGAAGGUUCUGAGCUAAGCUUAUCUCUACCAGAACACUCUACCCAAGCGCGAGCAACGAAUCCGGACCACAUCGGAGGCUUCAAAGCUGCUAUCCCGAUACUUUCCGGGAUAGAAUCCAAAUUUGGCCUUGUGUUGCCCAAGUUCAGCCAUAGAACGGCCGACCAUCCUAACUGAGCAGGUUUUUUGAAGAGAUUCCAAGCGAGCCCUGUCCUUUUCCAACGCGCUGUUGCAAUGAAAAAAGAAAAUUGAAUCUCCGCCGAAGAGUGAGUUUGAUAUCCGGUUGAUGAACGCAUUUAACGAUGAGGCUCGUUUGGUUUCACUCUCUGUCUGACUCGAGGAAUGUGUAGGAUGUUAUUUUUAGUUAUUGUUCCCCUUUAUCCGAGGAAUCGAGAGUCUCGGUAAUUUUUUGUAGUUGCGUUUAGGAGUUCUGAAGGCGGCUGAAGAGAGAAAACGAAAAGGCGCAUGGGAUUAGCUGUGAUCUGAAGCAAGUCUGAUGUCUCACUUUGCCUAGGAUCCAUGAGUUGUAUCCCAGUGUUCGUUGUUACCACGUUUUUUCGAUAGAUUCGGGACACUUGAAUUGAGAAGUCGAAUUUAAAAUUCGGGUUCGCUGUGUAUGCUCAUGAAUCCUGAAGAAUUCUGCAUGAACAGUUCUACUAGAUAAAUUUUUUUUAUUCUUUCAUGUAUUCAAGAUAAAAUUUCGCUGUCUAAAGAAUUAUGGAACGCUGAUUCAAUAACGAGAAUCCAAAAUUUUUAAAAUGGACUAGCUUUAUGCGUAUGAAGCUUGAUGAUUGCGCAUAGUUAAUGCUGCAUCGUAGAUUACGUUAAAUUUCAUCCGAAAUUAUGAAAUUUAUUUUUGACAAAUGCAAGUUCGUGUGGCUUUCAGUGCUAUCUCUUCAAUUUGAAAGGAAGUCCGCAAUAUGCUACAAAUCGCAAUAUGUUUCUAGUAGGGUUUCCUACGUGAGUUCAGGUAGUUCUCUCACUAACUUGACUCACUUCGCACAUUAUCAGUUCGGCUUCCUGUGGGGGAAAGUGCAAUUCAGCAUUUUGUGUCCCAGUGAUCUUAUGGCAAUCAGGUCCCUCUGAUGAAAGUUAACCAUGCACCGCAGUUCGUGCUUUCAAUGAGGCUGGUGACGCGUCCAGCUUUGUUUUGUUAUUGAAAUGGAUUGGAGUGCAACUUGCCCGGCGUUGUGAAGACAGAGACAUCGAAAGAAUUCGAAUUGUUCGCAAAGAACUUGUUUGCUGCUCUAGGAGUGUGGGUUGCCUCCUAGUACAGUACUCUGUUAGUCAAGGUGAUGUUGUAUACCCUGAGUGAAUUUGAUUUUUGCGUGUAUCAUCAGGCAACCGAAAACGAUGAAGCUCUGAAUAAAACAGAUCUGCCUCAAUAAA